AUGGAGGCGACCGAACUACAAAGUCUGGCUGUCGUUGAGAUCUUUGAUAUUGGGAAAACUCCAGAAUUAAUGAGGCUGACAGUACCAAGUGUCUGUGAUGAAGUGAAAGUAGAUUUUAUUAUCAAAAAGAUCUGUGAAAUGAAAGGUAUUGACAGAAAACAGCAGAGAUAUUUUGGUCUGUUGCUAGGAGAUGAAAAACCUCUUAAAAAGUUUAAAUUUUCAGAUGAAUUACUGCUUCCAGUUAAAGGUGUAUAUUUUAAAAAAUGGUGUUUCUGUUUAAAAACAGAGAAGAGAUUAAUAAAAACUAACCCGGUUAUUGCUCAAUUAUUCUUUCAUCAAGCUCAACAUGACAUAAGCAUUGGUAGAUUAAAGCCCACCCCUGAUCAGUUAGCUAGUCUAGAAGAUUGUUUAGAUCCUGAGUUUUUAGCAGUAGAACAGUAUUUAUCUAUUUGUCAUACUAUACCAGGCUACGAUUCAUUAACAGUUAACAGCUGUCAACUGGUAGACAAUACAGCUAAAACUAUAGUCAACUUACCACAGACAUCAUAUAGUGUAGAUAUAUCUCAAUAUGGUUUAAAACUUAUAUCAGAAGAUACAAAAACAGAAUUCAGUGUUCAGUGGUUUCAAGUGUUCAGUUUUCGUUUAGAUCUAAGGGACAAUACUCUUACAUACUGUUUAGAAUUAAUACAUCAUAAACCUCAGACUUAUCUCCCCUUAAAAAGUGAACAAUGUGAAUAUAUGCUGGCUGUUACCUUGGAGAUGAUCAAUGAUAUUCAGGCUGAUGAUCCAAAUGCUCCGUCAUUUUACAUCACGAAUAUUUCUAAUCUACCAGAUGGCAGCACUGAGUGGGAGAAUAUAUUAUUUAAUUAUCGCGGGAAGAGAUUGGCGUUACUGAUUUUAAAUUAUAUUAUUGCCGAGAUGGUGAAUUUAUUGCUGGUCUAUGUAUAUUUAGAAUUGAUUUUGAAAAGAAACACUUUUGGCGUAAGACCAUUAAAGGGACAGAGAUUCACAGAAACAAUGAACGAAACCCAGUUGAUGCAGAGACAUGCCCUCUUCCAGAAGAGCUGGGUACAGAAGACCUGUUCCCAUGGUAACAGAGAUUCUCCUGACGGACAGAAACCUCUUGAUCUGAGUCAGGUGACCUCCAGAAUAGAUAGUGGUCUGAGGAGAAGAGAUCACGGUGUUGGAGAUGCCCUGAAGUCUACGAGAAUUCUACCUCCACUUCAAAGAUGUCGGGUCUCGCCUUCACCAGUAGCGCCGCCUAGGUCUUUACAUCGUAACCAUGGUAACAAAAAACUCAACAGUGUCAACAGACCGUGGCGGGAAAAGGUUCCGAAACUGAGUGACAACACAGAUAAACACAUUGAGAUUCAUUAUUCCAAGAUAGCACCUAAAGAUAAAUGGAUGGAGUAUAAACCUAAACGUUAUGUCGCUAACCCCAAAUACGGUUCCAUUUAUGAAAUAAGAAAAGAUAAAACAUCAAAGCCAGACCCAAUACCCCCACCUGCAACAUGGCUGUGGGAAAAUGAGUAUAAACUAUGGAGACUAGAUAAACUAAAAACACCACUUCCAACCAGAUGUUUAAAAAGAAAAGAGAUCACAGAACGAAAAGAAAGAAAAAACAGUGACGAGAGACCACAUGCAGAACUAUUUGCGGCAUACAAUGCAGAACUACUUUUAAAACAAAGGCGACAUGUUUGUGCAAUAGAAAUACAGCGACAAGUUCGAGGAUGGUUGAUCAGAAAGGCUAUCAAGGAAUUACGACACCAGGUGUUACGAGGAUUGAGUAUGACGUGGUGGGGAUUUAUCCAGGAUUACAGAGAAACCAUCAUCAGGAUAAAAUCUAGAUACGGUGUCAUGGAUAACUCUUGUAGAUUCAACUUAAAGGAAGUUUCAGAAUACGUCCAUUUUAGGGAAAAAUGUGAACAAGUGUUUCAUAAAAUGUCUCGAUGGGAGAAAAUGGAAAAAUUGGAUUUACCAGAAUUCUUUCGGAGGUGUGAUCUCUAUCCUACUGAAGGGGACAUAACUCGUGCCUUCAACACUAUAUUUAGAGGUUCGCUAAAUACAGCUGAAGUGGUCUUUGUGCUGGAUUGUUCGGCAAGUUUCGGUCCAGUGAAUUUCCAGCAUCAGGUGAAUUUUGUUAAAGAUGUAGUCCAGGGUUUCGAGGUGGCUCCAGAUAGAGUUCGAGUAGGUGUGGUGCCUUAUAAUGAAAGUGUGUUUCACUGUUUCGGACUGACCAAAUUUAAAAACCUUGAAGAGGUCAAGAACGCAAUGGAUUCGCUUCAGUUUAAAAAUGGAUUAACAAGAACUGACUUAGCUCUGAAGAUGAUGAGGCAAUUAUUCAAGUCUUCGCGACCUGGUGUUCAGAAGAUCGCGGUGAUUUUAACAGACGGGAAAUCCCCCGAUCCUGAUGGUACCAGACGCGAAGCGAGAUUAGCACGUGAUGAAAAUAUUGAUAUAUUUGCUAUAGGAGUUGGUCACACGGUAGAUAAAGAACAACUAGAAUAUAUUGGUGGAAGUCCAGACCACGUUAAAAUAUGUACAGAUUAUUCAUGCCUUAGUCAGUUCAGAAACCUCGUCCACGAUCGUAUGUGCAUGGUGUGUUGUGCCUUCUGUCAUCAAAUGUUACCACGCAUCCAGAAGGAAGGCCUGUACAAAUCCGAGGUGAUGGACAUCGUCUUUACUCUAUAUCCGCCGCAAGCAACAGACAUCGACCCAUCCAUUCACCAUCUUAGACCAGCGCCAUUAUUAUUUUCUGGAAGUGACCAGGCUGAUGGGAAAUCAAGGCAGAUAACUCCGGGAAUAUUAGAUGUUUGUCGCCCUUUGAAUAAAAGGGAGGUAAUUGAUAUAUUAUUGACGGUUUAUCCACCGGAAGCUACAGAUUUAGAUGCAAGACCUUCGAGAUGGAUUCGUCCUAUUGUUGAUGGAACCGAGGCCUGGUCACUUUUUGAUGAUGAAAUUCUCCAGCGGACAGACUACAAACAAUGUUUAAGGUUGGUGAUACAGGCAAAGUUAGACAGAGAUGGGGUCAUGGACAUACCAACAGAUCUCAAGUGGGGAGUGGAACAGGUGUCCAACAUCGAAGAAGCUUUAGAGAAGGUCGAAGCAUACCUUCAAUUAAAAAAGCAACAGCGCAUUGAAGGGGAAGAUUUAGACAAAGGAAGGGUUUCCGAUGAGAAGCUUUUGGAACAGAAGGAAGAAUUUGAUAAAGACGCUGAUGACAAUGCUGGUUCACGAAACACAAAGGCCAAUAUGGGUGAUUCUGAGCUAGGGAUCAAAGAGACGGGUUGUGAGUUUUCGAAUCCUAAAAGAAAUUCCAGUGAUGAAGGAUCAAAUCACAGCAUUUCUAACUUCGACCAAAAUGACCAAAGAACAGUGAACAUCGAAAAAACGAAGGAUGAGAACAUCGAAAAUAUUAGGAACAUCACAUCGAGAACACAAUCCCCAGAUCAAUCACCGUCUGAUCAAAAUCCACGACCUGGACAGACCAAUAUUUUACGCAUUAACCACGAAGAAGACCCAAACCUUGUUCAAUCCAGCUUACAAGUUUUAACGCUCAAUCAUAAGGACAAUACUGAAAUUCUGAAUGUUCGUGAACACGGGACGACCCGAAGGACACUGACGUUAAACAGUGAUCACAAGUAUUCCAAAGAGUUUCGAAGGGGUUGGGUGGGAAACAAAAACGCGAAAGAUAUUCCAAGCCCACCGAUUGGAGAUGAAGCAAAUCCAUCCGAGGAAUACAGUGAAGAUGACAAGUAUCAAACAUGGGUUGGACCAAACCCUUUCAUAAACCGAGAAGCAGGUGAUAUUGAAAAUCCUGAAUCUGAAAGAAGGCGAGAGAUGUUUGAAGACACUAGCUACUUCACAUGA
This is a messenger RNA of Lottia gigantea (owl limpet), 3870 nucleotides long. RefSeq lists its product as hypothetical. Gene Ontology annotation, molecular function: protein binding. The record is from RefSeq and is a predicted model, not a curated record. Bases 1 to 3870 code for a protein of 1289 amino acids. NCBI's taxonomy places the organism in Eukaryota, Metazoa, Mollusca, Gastropoda, Lottiidae. The transcript has 26 exons.